AUGGAGACUGGCACCUGUUCAUACCCAGCAACAGGGAUUUUCGACGAGAUUCCAUGGAUGUCUAUGCCACCAGCUUACUACACUUACCCCGUACCGGGCGGUGGGCAAUCCGGAUAUCCAAUGCCAAUGACCAUGGCACAUCCAAUGACUUAUCCUGGCAUGGCAAGCUGGUAUAACUACGGAGCACAAAGUGCGCAAGCUGGUGGCAAGUACAAAAAGAAACGUAACCUAUUUACGAAACUGCAACUGAAUAUGCUUCACCGCAGGUUUGCCGAAAAAGAACAUAUACGACAACCAGAACGCGAUAAUUUUGCGCAAAUGAUAGGUCUCACAGGAGAGCAGGUCAAAAUCUGGUUCCAAAAUCAGCGUUAUAAGCGAAAACAUAGAGAUUAUGGAGUUAAAGACGUCAGCAUUACGGAGUCAUCCGGAGCAAACACUAGCGUUUCAUCACUCUCGUCACCUUCACCCGAUACGCAGCAGAAUGAUGCAAGCGUCACGAGCAAAGACGCAUCAUCUUCGUUACAAAUGAAAAUGCAAGCCACCUGCUCUGAAGCUUAUGAAAAUGGCUACCCACAUUUGUACUGGACUUCACAAACUCCUUACUAUUCCUCCAACUUUGCACCUCAAAGAUUUCAAAUCGCAGCAGAAGAGAAGCCUUCACUCUCAGUAUGCUCAGAAAAUGAUUCGAUGUGA
Cylicocyclus nassatus is the source of this 693-nucleotide messenger RNA. The record is from the annotation of a GenBank genome assembly. NCBI's taxonomy places the organism in Eukaryota, Metazoa, Nematoda, Chromadorea, Rhabditida, Strongylidae.